AUGCGCAUCGAGAAACCAUUAAGAUCAUCAUUGUCAACCGUUCCUACUGAUUUACCUGAGAGAUUAUCAACAGCGGCAUCACAUAAACGUCCACAGCAAAAACGUGUUCGAUUUGCAUCAAAAUUAGAAUUCCUUGAAGAAGAAUCGUUCACAUCAAGUCGAGAGAUUUCACCUUCGCCGGUAUUAAAACCGAACAAGAGAGUAAUUGAUCCAUGGCGACAACAUGGGCCGCUUUAUGGUGCUUAUGUUGAAUAUUUAGAGAAACAAAAUAAAGUAACAGCUAGUGAAAUCGAAUUUCGACAGAUUCCACCGCCAGCACCGCCACCACCACCUGAACCUGGUGCACAACCACCAACAUAUCGGCACACAUUUGUUAUACAAAGUAAAUCACCUGAACUUGUUAUUGAUUCAAUUACGAUUUCGUCACCACAAUCGCAUCUACCACGUAUUGUUCAGCGAAACAAAAAUUCAACAAGACAACCAAUACAAGUCAUAGAUUCUUAUAUGAGACAACAACUACAACUAUCAACUCCACCGAAUAUUGUCUAUGGAAGAAAAAUAGCAAAUUCAUCUAAUCAAAAGUAUCCUGAUCCAUCUGCACAGCCAACACUAAAACGAACUAUAAUAUCAAUGCCAUCGGUGAACGGAAUACAGCCAAAUAAUAAAACCACUGCACACGAAAACGGAUUUAGAUCUAAAUUUGCAAAUGAUUAUGGUCCAACUAGAAGAAUGACUAGAAAUUUUUCGAAGCCAUUAUCAGAUACAAAAAAUGAAAUUUAUCAUUUUGCUGAACGAUCUAUUUUAUCCAAUUAUCCCAUAAAACCAGCAACACCCGGCCAUUCUCUUCGUAGACAUGAUAAAUCGAAAAUAGAAGCACCCCAUUUUUUUGAAAAUCAUGCUAAUGAUCAUCUUCUUCAACCAGUUAUUCAUUCGACUCAUUGA
Rotaria socialis is the source of this 942-nucleotide messenger RNA. NCBI's taxonomy places the organism in Eukaryota, Metazoa, Rotifera, Eurotatoria, Philodinida, Philodinidae. The record is from the annotation of a GenBank genome assembly.